GAGCCAGAAGCACAUGCAGGUAUCCUUCAUGUAAAAAAUCUGCCCAACCAUAUCGACAAUAAAUCCUUGUACGAGCUCUUUCGUCCCUAUGGUCCAAUGAUGUUGUGUAAAAUAUUACUAGAACAAGCCACCACUUUCAAAGGCAAUGCUCUUGUUCAAUAUUUUAAUUCGGAACAUGCUCAAGACGCAGAACAUAUCAUGAACAACAAGCAGCUGCAGGAUAAUAUCAUUACCGUUGCUAUGGUAGCCACACCCACUACCAAUACAACCACGUCCAGUAGCGGUACUGUCGUUACCACGUCACCCACACCGCAAAAGGACACUACGGUGGAUUAUACCAACCUCUAUAUCAAGAACCUAGACCUGAAUGUCAAGAGCGCAGAUCUCUUUGAGCAUUUCCGUAAAUUUGGUCGAAUCAUAUCUGCUCGUGUCAUGAAGAAUGCACAAACAAAGCAAUCCAAAGGAUUUGGCUUUGUCAGUUAUAGUAAAGCGGAUGAAGCUCAAAAGGCCAAGUUAGAUAUGGAUGGCAUUUAUAUUCUUUCCAAACCCAUCAUCGUUGCCUUUCAUGAACCAAAGAAGCCGCGUGAAAAUGAUCCUCAGGUGAAUUCCCCCAUUCAUAUUCCCCCUGUUAAACACGAACAUUAUCCACCACCGCCACAACCUACAAAAAGAGAGCUUCAUGGACAACAACAGCAGGCAUCUUUAUCUGCAUUAGCUUCUGGUGCUUACAUUAAUACACCACCUAAUUAUUAUCAUCACCCACAGUCACAGCCACCACCACCACCACCACCACAGCAACAACAGCAUGCAACGACGCAAGAAGUGCGACCUACCUUUCGAAGACGAGGAUCGAUUGAAAGUGUUGCUAGUGUCAUGACAGAGACAUCUUCAGAGACACGACGUCAUACAGUGACAAGAGCUGUCCUGUCGAUUGAAAAGGAACAUCAUGCGCAUGUGGAAGAUAUUGUGGAUAUGAUUCUGACUUUAAAAAAAAAGGAUUUGGCCACCUGUUUAUUUAACAAGGUCGUAUUAAAGACGAAAAUACGACAAGCCAAAGAUGCUUUGGAUAUCUUUCAGGAACAACAACAUCAGCAACAGCAACAACAGCAACAACAGCAACAACAGGUGUCGUCGCGUGCUAUACCUAUUGUGGCACCGAAACCACAAGAUUUGGGUGAGGAAAUUGAAAAGUUUUUAGAUACGUUAAAAGGGUUAGCUUUGCAUGAAAAGAAACAAUUGUUAGGAGAUCGUCUUUUCCCACUUGUCAAGUCGACAGGCGUGAAACAAGCGCCUAAAAUUACCAUCCGAUUACUGGACAGUGUACCCUUGGACGAAUUAGCUUAUUCCAUGUAUGAUAAAGAAAAGUUAAAACAUCAAGUCUCUCGUAUCGUUUCCACCAUUUCAACUCGUUAUUAA
Mucor mucedo is the source of this 1416-nucleotide messenger RNA. RefSeq lists its product as uncharacterized. The record is from RefSeq and is a predicted model, not a curated record. The transcript is spliced from 5 exons. NCBI's taxonomy places the organism in Eukaryota, Fungi, Mucoromycota, Mucoromycetes, Mucorales, Mucoraceae. The annotation marks the transcript as partial. Gene Ontology annotation, molecular function: RNA binding. Gene Ontology annotation, cellular component: spliceosomal complex. Gene Ontology annotation, biological process: positive regulation of mRNA splicing, via spliceosome.